Molecule: messenger RNA, 4179 nt
Organism: Grosmannia clavigera kw1407
Lineage: Eukaryota; Fungi; Ascomycota; Sordariomycetes; Ophiostomatales; Ophiostomataceae
Product: serine/threonine-protein kinase ppk6
Exons: 3
Coding region: 1-4179 (1392 amino acids)
Biological process (GO): protein phosphorylation; negative regulation of glycogen biosynthetic process; intracellular signal transduction
Cellular component (GO): cytosol; nucleus; cytoplasm
Molecular function (GO): ATP binding; protein serine/threonine kinase activity
Source: RefSeq, a predicted model, not a curated record
AUGCUCCAUAUUUACGAGGAGGAUCCGGAGUCUGAUGCCAACGAUUAUCGCCAUGGGACAAGCCAGGAUGGCCAGCUCGGUCGUGACAGCAGCAGCCAGCUCAGCCUUUCUCUGCACCUACCCAAGAACCGCAGCACCGGCAAUCUCGCCUUACCUGUCGAUACCCCGGCCAAGGCUCGCUUCCGACUCUCCUUUGAUGCUGGCGCAGCUGCUGCCGAUUACGACGCCAUGGCUCAGUAUGCCCACAGCCACUGGCUGCUCCCUGUCUUUUUGUCUCCCGCCUCUCUGCUAACCUUCACUAUCAACAGCUCUCCCAUCAUGACCGACCAUGAUCAUGGCUUGGGCCGCUCUGGCCUUCGCCGUAUCCGUCAACACGUCCCUAUGCGAGCCCCAACCCUUCCGUCCAGCGCGUCUUCUCGUGCGUCGUCCAUUGGCCUGCCUCGUUCCUCCUCCAUGACUACGAUGCUCCAAAGUUCGCGCACCCUCUCUCCGAAGCCUUCCUGUCCGGCCUUCACGACGGCCUUCACGGAAGACCUGUCCCGCUUCUCGUCCGAGUCCCUGCACUCCUUCAGCUUCGCUCACCAGUCCGAGGAGCUAUUGCACAACCGCCAAAGCGUCCUCAAGCGCUCCGUCGAGUUUAUGCAGGACCGCAUGGGUUGGCCGGCCAGCUCCAAUGCUGGUCUGGCCAGUGCCCAAGCCCGCGCCUCCGGCGACCUCGAGACCCAGAAUAUGCUCGACCUCUUGGCGCGUGCCCAGCUUGUCGGUGCCGGCAACUUGCCCAAUUCGGAUCCAAACAUGAUCAUAGGGCCCUUGAGUGGACCGCCCUCGCUGACAAACGAAAACGUCUUCGACAAGAGCUUUAUUCCCCGGACUGCCAGCCCAGAGCAGCUUUCUGGAUCGGAAACAGCACCGAACUCUGCCUUGCCGUCCCCUGUGCUCUUGAGGACGACGGCCUUUGCGGACAACUCUGUUUCCCCGCUGCAAGGCAGUCCCGUCGCCAGUCCCGUCAUCAGCCCCAGCAGCGGCGGUGGCCUGCAAGUGGCCGCGAAUCAGACCUCUGGCCCUUCCGUAUAUACUGCCUCUGCGGCCUCAGACUCGGCCGAAUCUUCGCGCACGCCAACAAAUGAAAGCGGCACUACGCAGAAGACGUCCCCACCUGCCUCUCGGCACCCGAGUCUUUUGCUCAGGCGGUCCAUGACAGACAUUGCACCUGUUGUCGUGCAGCAGAGGUUGAUAGACACACUGGCCAGGUCAUAUGUCCCUGGCUCGGUGGAAGCACAAACGACUGCAAACUACGGCGUGCUAGCGACCCCUGGUGAGAAUCCAUAUGACUUGGCGAGCUCUCCCCAUGCAUCUCUCCAGCCGCUGGCUUCUCCACUGAGCAUGCCUGGAAAUCUGGGGUCGGCGGUCCAUUCACACACCUCGCGCUGGGUGCCCGCAGCACAGGCCAUCUUCACUACCGAGGCGAAGCCGCCAUGGACGAUCAUUGCGGCCAACGACCUUGCGUGUCUUGUAUUUGGAGUGACAAAGGCAGAGGUCCGUAAGAUGGGCAUUCUGGAGGUCGUCCAGGAAGAGCGGCGAGCCUGGCUGGAGAAAAAGCUGCUGCAUGCCGAUCCUGACGAUCCUGGCGAUCUUGGUGAUCCCGGCGAAGACAUCGCCGGGAUCAAGGAUGAGGGCGAUGGUAUGUUGACCGAACAACGGUCAUCAGCCAGCUCCUCGAUUAGCAUACUUGGAUCUCGUGGAGGCGGUAUUACAGCAAAGCUCUUGAGCAAGCCGAACUCCCGGACACAAACUCCACAAGGCAGCAGCCAGCACCGGCUCCUAUCUCUACAAGGCAAAGAGCAACAACGGUUACUGCAGGCCCGCCGUGCAAACACUAUACACGGCGGUGAACCGAAGCCGCCCAAACCGGCCGGUAGCAGCCACCAUCACCACACCAACUCGCGUGGCGUUCUCCUCUGUGGUGAUGUCGUGCCCAUCCAGAAGCGCAACGGGGCAACCGGCUCGGCCAGUCUCUGGGUGAAGGAGAAGCGCAUCGGCCUGAUCUGGGUCCUUGAAGAGAUCCACGAGGACGUGGCCACGGUCGUGGUCGACGACGACGGCAGUGUCGUCGACGUCAACGGGUCCCUCGGCUCGAUCUGGGGCGACGAGACAAUGCAGCCCGGCGUGGACAUUGGCAAGCUGGUGCCUCGUAUCCCGCGGCUAGGCUUCGACACAUGGUCUGGCCCAGUUGAUUUUGCCGAGGUUGAACGGCGCAAAUACUAUACCUGUCGCAACUGCGACCGCAUCAACAUCCCAGCCACAGUCGAGCGCGUGUCCGGCCAGUCGGCGCUGCGCAUCUCCAGCUUCCCGCACAUUGCGGGUAUCAUUGUGGUGUCGACCAAGACGUUGGCUAUCAGGAGCUCAAAUUCGGUCUUUGCCGGCGCUCUGUUUGGCUACGAGAUGCUCAACGGUUACCCCAUCAACCAGUUGAUCCCAGACUUCGACAAGAUUCUGCAGAUCCUCACCGAUGUAGACAACAUCCACUUGGUUGAUGGCAUGGUGGUCCCGGAGCACAGCUUUCGAAAGGCGUCGGCAUUCCUGGCCCUGCGCGAAGGACGACCCGAUGCUAGCACGGCCUUUUUGCGCCCCGAGGGCCUGCCGGCACACCACCGGGACGGCUCCGAACUAAAGAUUGACGUGCAGAUGCGAGUUGUCAAGAGCGAAAAGCGGACGCGAAUUCACGAGGAGACGGUGGUGGAGGAAGAUGAAGAAAACGAGGAAGACGAGUCUACAACCGCGUCGUCCUCCCUUACCGGCGAUUCCGCCCAAACCUCAUUCACAGUGUCUCAGUCAGAGAUGGUGUACGCCCUAUGGAUCACGUACUCGCGACACCUGCAUGCGACGCGGCAGAACCUGGGCAUCGCCUCGCCGUUGUUGUCGGGCUUUGCCACUCCGUUGCAUCAGCCAUCGCCUGGACAAACGCCGAACCACUCACCGACCGAAAUGAUGUCACCCCAGACGACGAUUGACCGACGCCUGCAGAUGUCACCGCGGAGCUUUGGCGAGCAAAAAUCAGUGGCGCAGGCGCUGACUCGCCAACUGGAGGAUGUGGCGAUGAAAACGGCCCGGGAAGGCGACCAGCCAGGCACGAUGCCGUCGAUCCUAUCACAGAUGUCGGUGCAGGGUGCGACACCGAAGGCUACGGUGGUGGCGGCAGCAGCAGGGUCGAUGCCAGCUUUGCCUUUGCCAGGCGCGACGGCGAAGACAAAGACGGCAACCAGCCAGUCAUCCGCCAGCACGGCAACAAUUGUGCCCACUGCAUCCGCUUCUGCGAUGGCGACCACAAUGACAACCGCGACCACGGGCCCCGGAUCGACAGGGUCAGAGCACAAGAAGACGAUUGACGACUUUACUAUUGUCGAGGAGAUGGGGCAGGGCGCGUAUGGUCAGGUGAAGCUGGCCAGAUACAAGUCGACAGGCAAGAAGGUGAUUAUCAAGUACGUGACAAAGCGGCGCAUCCUGGUGGAUACCUGGACACGUGACCGGCGGCUGGGCACAGUACCGCUGGAGAUCCACGUGCUCGACUACCUGCGACGAGACGGGCUGCAGCAUCCCAACAUCGUGGAGAUGGAGGAUUUUUUCGAGGACGAUGUGAACUACUACAUCGAGAUGGUGCCCCACGGGCUGCCAGGCAUGGACUUGUUCGACUACAUUGAGCUGCGGCGCAACAUGGAGGAAUCAGAGUGCCAGUGCAUCUUUGUGCAGGUGGCCCAGGCGAUCCACCACCUGCACACAAAGGCGAUGGUGGUGCACCGGGACAUCAAGGACGAGAACGUGGUCUUGGACGGAGACGGCCACAUUCGGCUGAUUGACUUUGGUAGCGCGGCCUAUAUCAAGAGCGGGCCGUUUGACGUCUUUGUGGGGACAAUCGACUAUGCCGCUCCUGAAGUGCUUGCUGGCCGUCCGUACGGUGGCAAGGAACAGGACGUAUGGGCGCUGGGGAUCCUGCUGUACACGAUCAUCUACAAAGAGAACCCUUUCUACAGCAUCGACGAGAUCAUGGACCGGGAUCUGCGGGUGCCGUACACAAUCAGCGACGACAGCAUCGACCUGAUUCGCCACAUGCUAGACCGCGAUGUGGCUCAGCGGUACUCCAUUGUCCAAGUGUUGGAUCAUCCGUGGUGCCAGAAGGACUGA